Molecule: messenger RNA, 4194 nt
Organism: Cyclopterus lumpus (lumpfish)
Lineage: Eukaryota; Metazoa; Chordata; Actinopteri; Perciformes; Cyclopteridae
Gene: bcl11aa
Product: BAF chromatin remodeling complex subunit BCL11A a
Exons: 4
Coding region: 224-2980 (918 amino acids)
Biological process (GO): regulation of transcription by RNA polymerase II; negative regulation of dendrite development
Cellular component (GO): nucleus
Molecular function (GO): RNA polymerase II cis-regulatory region sequence-specific DNA binding; DNA-binding transcription factor activity
Source: RefSeq, a predicted model, not a curated record
GAGAGCGAGUGAGUGUGUGCGUCUGGAGUGUGUGUCAGAGGAGGAUGGAGAGGGAGGAGGAGAUGAAGAAGAGAGGAAUAAACACUAUUUGUUGCCAACAGAUGGAGCGCAGUAUAUGAGAAGUCAAGGCGUUGGAUGAAGAUAUUUUUUGCCCCACUGGAGUCUCCUCUCUAACCCCGGCUCUCCCCGAUGUGAUCCGCGCUGAACGCCGCCGCCAGCCACCAUGUCUCGCCGGAAGCAAGGCAAACCCCAGCACUUAAGCAAACGGGAUUUUUCGCCAGCCGAACCCCUCUCCGCCGCCGUCGUCUCGUCGGAGGAGCUGUCGGAGCGCUGCUCGCAGAACUCAGAAGAGAGCAGCGGCCUCAACGGGCACCGACCGGGCUCCACUGUGGGCCGGUUGGCUCGGCCGGGUCACGGCGCUCACCCCUCCCUGGAGCAGGACCUCCUGACCUGCGGCCAGUGCCAAGCCACCUUUCCCCUGGCGGACAUCCUGCUCUUCAUCGAGCACAAGCGAAAGCGAUGCCACGGGCCGCCCUGCCUGGUGGUGGGCCGGGGGCUGGACAAGCCCCCCUCGCCCUCUCCCGGCCUGGCCCUCACCCCGUCGCCGGCGUUCGGCGCCCUGCGCAGCCGGAGGCCCGUGGAAGUUGGCGUCCAGGCCACGCUGGCGGACGACGAUGACGAGCGCUUCUCGUUGCCCCGGGGGAUUUUCCCCAAACAGGAGCUCCUCCCAGGUAAGGAGGAGCCGACCACCUAUACCUGCACUACAUGUAAGCAGUCCUACGGCAGCGCCUGGUUCUUGCUGCAGCAUGCUCAGAACACCCAUGGCUUCCGUAUCUACCUGGAGAGUGAACACGGUAGCCCUCUCACCCCACGCAUGGGCGGGCCGUCCUCCCUGGGUGGGGGCGCCGAUUGCCCUCUGCAGCCUCCUCUUCAUGGCCUCCAUCUGCCUCCUGAUGCAAGCCCCUUCAACCUCCUCCGCAUCCCUGGCUCUGGCUCAGGUGGAAGGGAAAGCGUUGGAAUAGGGUGUGGAAUUAGUGCCAUUGGCGCUGCUGGUGGGGGCCAUCCUCAGCGUUUCCCUCCCACGCCACCCCUCUUCAGUCCCCCUCCAAGGAACCACCUGGAUCCCCACCACCUGAGCCCAGAGGAGCUGGCGCUGGCAGCCCACCACCCGAGUGCCUUUGACAGGGUGCUGCGCCUGAAUGCCCCUCUGACCCUGGACCCCCCACCGACAAUGGACUUCUCGCGGCGGCUACGAGAGCUGGCCGGAAACAAUUUAGGGUCCACUCCCCCACUAUCCCCCAGCAGGCCUAGCCCCAUGCAGCGCUUGCUCCAACCAUUCCAGACAGGAGGAGCAAGUGGAGGAGGUGCAGGGGGCACCAAACCUCCAUAUCUUGCCACCCCACCCCCUCUCCCAGGCUCCAUGCAGUCACCUGUGGGUUCUCAGACCACUCCUACCACCCCUCUCCCCUCAGCAGGUGCAACACCCUCCUCCACCACCCCGUUGAAAUCAAAGUGUUGUGAGUUUUGUGGCAAGGCCUUCAAGUUCCAGAGUAAUCUAAUAGUGCACCGGCGCAGCCACACAGGAGAGAAGCCGUACAAAUGUCACCUAUGUGAUCAUGCUUGUACACAGGCCAGCAAACUGAAACGCCAUAUGAAGACACAUAUGCACAAAUCGUCCUCGCCAAACACAGGCAAGUCAGAAGAUGGCCUCUCAACCGCCUCCUCUCCGGAGCCGGGCACCAGCGAGCACUUGGGAAGUGCAAGCAAUGCCCUGAAGUCGGUGGUGGCCAAGUUGAAAAGUGAGAACAACCGCAUGCUACGAGAGAAUGGGGAGGAGGAGGAGGAGGAGGAAGAGGAGGAAGAAGAAGAGGAAGGGGAGGAGGAAGAAGAGGAGGAGGAGGAGGAGGAAGAGGAGGUAGAGGACGAAGAAGAGCAGAACAGAGAGAGGGCAGCCAGAAGAAACAACAAUAGCUAUCACUUUGGUUUGAACCUUGAAGCGCCGCGUCAGCAUGAAAACAAUGGUGGCAUCGGAAGCCGACUUGGAGGCGUUGCUGACGAGGUUUCUAUCCCUCGCUCACUUCCUGAGGUGAUGCAAGGGAUGGGCCUGGCCGCUAGCAUGCACCACUUCAGCGAGGCCCUCAGCGCACACAAACGAAAUGCCAUGGCCAAGGAGAACCACCUCCACCACCACCUCAACCAAGACCAUCACCACAAUCGUGAAAUGUGUGAUGGGGACUCGGUGUUGGAAACAGAUCGCGGGGCGGAGGGCUCGGUCUCGACAGUCAACGGACGGGGAGCAUCCCCGAACGAAUCGGCCUCUGUCGGCCUCUCUAAAAAACUGCUUCUGGGUAGCCCCACUCCUAUCAGUCCUUUCUCUAAACGUAUCAAGCUGGAAAAGGAAUUUGACCUGCCCACUCCCACAAUCCCUAACACAGAGAAUGUCUACUCCCAGUGGCUGGCUGGCUAUGCCGCCUCACGACAACUCAAGGACCCCUUUCUGAACUUUGGGGACUCCAGACAAUCGCCCUUCGCCUCUUCGUCUGAGCAUUCUUCAGAGAACGGCAGUCUGCGUUUUUCCACUCCUCCGGGCGAACUGGACGGCGGCAUGUCGGGCCGCAGUGGAACGGGCAGCGGGGGCAGCACACCACACCUGGGGGGUCACGGGCGGCCCAACUCCAAGGAGAGCCGCAGGAGUGAUACUUGUGAGUACUGUGGCAAGGUGUUCAAGAACUGCAGUAACCUGACAGUACACCGGCGCAGCCACACGGGGGAGAGACCCUACAAGUGUGAUCUGUGCAAUUAUGCUUGUGCCCAGAGCUCCAAACUUACUCGCCACAUGAAGACUCACGGUCAGGUGGGCAAAGACGUGUACAAGUGUGAAAUUUGUAAGAUGCCCUUCAGUGUCUACAGCACCUUGGAGAAACACAUGAAAAAAUGGCACAGUGACCGUCCUUUGAGUACCGAAAUAAAGUCAGAGUAGAAGGCCGAACUAUGGGACCUUUCCCCCACAGCUAUGUCCGCCAUUAGUCCCCUGUUGAUGCCCAGCCCCUUGUAGAAUUGCCCCAACCCAAACACUCCACUUUUGCCAGUCUCGUGGAAGCUUAAGACCAUGUGCUCUGCACCAGCACACCCUGUUUCCAUUACCCAUUGAAUGCAUGAUCUGUAUUGGGGCAAUACUCUUGCAUUGAAGCGAAACUUCGAGCCUUUCUCUUGUGCAAUAAUUUACAUGUUGUGUACUAUUUUCUUUUUUGAGUUUUCCUUUUCCAUUUUUAAGAAUUAGUCAGCAUGCAUAGUAUGUUUUUGCUAAUCAAAAAAAAAGAAAAAAAAAGAAAAUAACUUGUCCCUGGUUGGUUAGUUGUUGAGUAAAUGUGUUGCUGUUUUUCUCUUGUUCUGUUUUUUUCUUUUUAUUCUUCAAAAAGAGAAAAGACAAGAAAGAUACAUCCAUGCUGCAUACAUUCUGUAACACAUAUCAUGUACAGUUUUGUUUCGUAACAUGGAAAGUGAACAGUCUGUGACUCGACCCUCCUCACGCAACCCUGGAAAUGCACUCAUCCUGAUCUUUAUAAAAGACAGCAUGUUCCCACGGGGUUACAAAAAAAAGAAGAAGAAGAAAAAAACAUCCAUUAGCUUGAUAACUAAACUGAAAGUAAUAACAGCCUUCAAAAUUCUUUCAAAAAGACAAGGGUGUGCUAAGAAUUCAAUUUGUACUAUCAUUUGGUAGAAUAAGAAAGAGUGCCUUUGAUUUCUCUCGACUGCAUUGGCCAUAAUCUUAUCUGGUAUAAGUUUGGGGUCACACUAGAUCAAGCUAAAAGGUUUAAGCCACCAAGGAAAGGUCCUUGCAUCAAGCACCUGACUGCUCAAAUGGACUGUGACAAUUCAUGAUGAAAGAUCAGAGAAUUCUCCUUAAUCAUCAUUUAGCUACCUAUUACAUGUUCAAUAGGCUAUCUUUAAUAUGUGGAUUUCAUGGCAAGCAUGGUGCAAGCAGUAUUGUGUAUAUCUGAAUUAUUUGUAGUUUUGUUUCCGGUAAGGAGGUACUUUUGAGAAAAAGGUAAUCUGUAAUGUACAAUCCUGAACUCGAGGGAUACAGCUCAAGGGUCGUGUAUCUAACGUCAGUUCAAUACGUCAGUGUGUGGAACAAUGCAUAAAGUAAUAUAUGAACUCCCAGCGAGGCUAACUUCAUUUGACAGACAGAAA